Lagenorhynchus albirostris (white-beaked dolphin) is the source of this 2560-nucleotide messenger RNA. RefSeq names its product THAP domain containing 1 (gene THAP1). The record is from RefSeq and is a predicted model, not a curated record. The transcript has 3 exons. Gene Ontology annotation, molecular function: sequence-specific DNA binding. NCBI's taxonomy places the organism in Eukaryota, Metazoa, Chordata, Mammalia, Artiodactyla, Delphinidae. The coding region runs from base 1763 to 2404 and encodes 213 amino acids.
UAUUUAUACUUUCUUUCACGUCUGACAUUCCUCAGUCCUACAACCCCAAAGCUUCCGGAAUCACUCCCUCCCCUCCCAGGCCUCUAUCCUGUUGGGGGACAUAGUUUUUUUUUUUUAAUUUUUUUUUUUUAAGGCCGUCAGCAUCUCAGUAAAAGGCACCACCGUCCAUUUAUCUUAAGUUGCUCCAGCCAGAAACUCACGCUCAAGUCACCCCCGAUAUCUUGAUCCUUUUCCUCCUCAUUCUCGUUUUCAUCCAUCAGCAAGCUCUGGUGCUUCUGCCCCUUACACAUGUCUCUGCUGCCACCACCUCAGUCCAAAGCUGCCAACCUCUUGCUUGCCUGAAACAGCCCCUUAGUUGGUCGGCUCAGUUUCGCUGUUGCCCCUCACUGAUAAACUCUUCCUUGAACAGCCAGAAUGACUUUUUCAAAAUGCUUAAAUGGCUGAGCGGCUUCCCACUGCGCUAACAUCCAGACCAACAACUUGCUGCUCUUCAGCCUCACUUCAUGCCCUCCUUCCCUGGCUCAUGGGCUCGACCACACAGCCUCCAUUCAGCUCCCAGAAAAGACAAAACUCCUUCCUGCCUCAGGGUCGUAGCACACAUUCCUUGGGCCAGGAACGCUCUCCCCAGCCUGCCCACCUUCCUUCUUUACACCGCUACAUGUUUUUCCCUUCCUCUGGUUCUCAGAUUCAACGGCCCCCUUCUCAGACAGUAGGCAGUGACCUCUCCUCCGCCCUCAUUCACCCUUCCAGCGUUCUAACGUAUUCGGGCAUCUUCGCACAGUGCGAUUCUUUUAUAUUUUUUAUUGUACGCCUUCCCCUCAGUAGAACAUAAGCGCUAUGAACACGGGGGCUAUACUAGUCUUGCUCACUUCAUCACGAGCCACGAGAUUACCGGCACCCACGGAAGAGGCAAAACCUCCCUCCGACUGAAAGGCGCGUCAGCUGUCGGCGAUUCCCGACGCAGCACCUGGGGACGGGCUAACUGAGAUCGCUACAGCAGCCAACAGCCUCGGCCCGCCGGCUGCGUGCGGGCGUCCGCCCUCGCUGCUAGGCGCCGGGGCCUGGGCUCCUCAGAGCCUCGCGAUACCUGAAGAGGCAGGUAAGGCGAUGGAGGCCAGCGGGCUGGGAGAGGAGGAGUCCACCUAGUUCUAGGAAUCACGCCAUCUGUGGCCGCGCUUUCAGAGAAAAGAGCGCAACUGCCCAACGCCCUCAGGUUUACACCUGCCCUACUUUAGCCCAGCGGACCCAACAGACCGUCUAGCUCUCCACCCUACACCGUCCGGGAUAAGUAACCCAGCGAAGCACCGUAGGGGCGGAACCGGCCCUGGGCUCCCGCCCACUCCCCCUCCCCUCCCCCCAGGCAGUUCCUUCUUCCUUCCGGAAGCUCGGAGGCCCCGCCCACUUGCGCAAGGCCGAGCUCGCCUCGCGACACGCCGGGCCUCAGCCAAUGGCCUUCGUCCCAGGGAACGUUACCUCUGACCUCAGGGCUAAUCAGAGACAGUAGGACGAACUCAUCGCGAGAGGUGAGGUUGAAGCUGCCUCCGCCAUUUUGGAGAUGGGAGACGGGCGAUGGCUGUGGUCCUUCUGCUAAUGCAAACAACAAAACGAGCACAUGAGUCACUCCGAAUAAGGCUCUCAUCACUCUAACUGCUGACCAAAACUACAGAAGCAGUGAAGGUGUCAAAGCCGAGCGCGGCUACAUCGAUAGCAGCCUCAACUGCCUGCUGGGGCGGCAGAAGUUAAGUAACUGAGGACCGGGAGGAUGGUGCAGUCCUGUUCCGCCUACGGCUGCAAGAACCGAUACGACAAGGAUAAGCCCGUUUCUUUCCACAAGUUUCCUCUUACUCGACCCAGUCUUUGUAAAAAAUGGGAGGCAGCUGUCAGAAGGAAAAACUUUAAGCCCACCAAGUACAGCAGCAUUUGCUCAGAACACUUUACUCCGGACUGCUUUAAGAGGGAGUGCAACAACAAGUUACUGAAAGAGGAUGCUGUCCCCACAAUAUUUCUUUGUACUGAACCACAUGACAAGAAGGAAGAUCUUCCAGAGCCCCAAGAACAGCUUCCCCGACCUCCUUCAACACCCCCGGUUUCCCAGGUUGAUGCUGCUAUCGGGUUACUCAUGCCUCCUCUUCAGACCCCUGAUAACCUCUCCGUUUUCUGUGACCACAACUACACUGUGGAGGACACCAUGCACCAGAGGAAGAGGAUUCACCAGCUCGAACAGCAAGUAGAGAAGCUCAGAAAGAAGCUCAAGACCGCACAGCAGCGGUGCAGAAGACAGGAGCGGCAGCUGGAGAAGCUAAAGGAGGUCGUGCACUUCCAGAAGGAGAAAGACGACGUCUCCGAGAGGGGUUAUGUGAUUCUACCAAAUGACUAUUUUGAAAUAGUUGAAGUCCCAGCAUGAAGAGUGAAAUUUGUGUUGGUGUUCAGUGGGGCAAUACCACCUACCCUCUUCUAGCCUGUAGAGGAGUUUCAUUUGAAAAAAACUACACUUGGUCACUUGUAUAAAAACAAUUCAGAAUAUUUUUUUAAAAGAAUAAAUUAGAUAUAUACUGUAAAA